AUGCGGAGAGCUGCCGUACUGCCAGCAGUGCGCGAGGAGAGCUCUUCAAGGAAGGGAGACAGGAAGAGCAAGCGGUCUGCUACGGCCCGGCCCCAAACUCAACACCCUGUCUGUGAGGGUCACCGGAGAGCAGGACAGGAAGUCUGCUACCUGUGUAUGCAGCGGGAUGAAAGGAGUCUCCGGGCAUCGCUGGCUGAGGAGCGGCUCCAGAAAGAAAGGGAGGAGGAGCGCAUGUGGGCAGAGUACCAGGCUCGCAGGGAGAGGAAUGAGGCAGAGAGGGCCCAGCUGAAAACGCAGGCUGACAAGCACAAGCUGCUGGAAGACGGCGCAUCCUCCCUGCGGCUCGUGGAGCUGGCGAGGAAGGGGAAGGCUGGCGAGAACACAGCAAGUUCGGACCUGCAGCUACACCAGCGGCGUCCCUGA
Harpia harpyja (harpy eagle) is the source of this 423-nucleotide messenger RNA. It is a transcript of the gene CCDC81, whose product is annotated as coiled-coil domain containing 81. The transcript has 5 exons. The record is from RefSeq and is a predicted model, not a curated record. Bases 1 to 423 code for a protein of 140 amino acids. NCBI's taxonomy places the organism in Eukaryota, Metazoa, Chordata, Aves, Accipitriformes, Accipitridae. Gene Ontology annotation, cellular component: centrosome.